This is a messenger RNA of Saprolegnia parasitica CBS 223.65, 845 nucleotides long. RefSeq lists its product as hypothetical. Gene Ontology annotation, molecular function: oxygen binding; heme binding. The transcript is spliced from 2 exons. Bases 120 to 845 code for a protein of 241 amino acids. Lineage: Eukaryota; Oomycota; Saprolegniomycetes; Saprolegniales; Saprolegniaceae. The record is from RefSeq and is a predicted model, not a curated record.
UGCGCAACCGUCAUCGUCGUCACCGACCUACACGGCGUUGAGCGCUGGAACAAGAGCGCGCCAUAAACGCGACUCGAUUCUCAUCUUGCGAUCGUCUUAAAAACAAACAAGUAAAAUACAUGGGGUGCCAUGGGUCGUCGGAGCGCUACGCGGUGCACACCAAGGCCGACGGCAGCCUCGUUCUCUCGCGAGACCACCGGCGGCUUCUGCUCAAGUACGCGCCUCACUUUAUUGCGACGCGCAUGCCCACGGACAAGGACGAAGCGCUCAUGAGCCAAAGCUGGGACGACGUCAUUGGCCGCCGACUCCGCGGCGAGAUGCAACGGCAACACCACCAAGAGACCGAGCCGGACGCUGAAGCCUCGAAUGCGACGUCGGCGAUCCUCUACAGCCUCAACCCCGAGACGCGCGCGGUUUUUCGCAACUCGAUGCACGUGCAGAGCAAGGCGUUGGUCAACAUCGUCGGUGCAAUCCGCCACAUUUUACACUCACCGGAUGCGUGCGCCGACAUGACGGCGCUGGCCGUGAGCCACAUUCAGUACGGCGUCAAGCUCGAGUAUUUCGACUGCCUCGGCGUUGCGCUCAUUGCGACGCUGCGCAAGUUAGGUCGCGAAUUCUGGAGCGACGAUGUGGCGGACGCGUGGCACGCGGUGAUUGCGUACAUCAUUUGCCUCUUGAUCCCGCCGUACUUGGAACGAACGAAGCGGAAAAGCCGACAGCAUCUGUUGACAGCACCGAGUGCCAAAGGGACGCAACCGUUCUUGUCGGCCAGCACGACGUCGACGAUGCGCGUUGCGGUCGCGUACAAUGGGCCGCCGAGCUCCCCACGCGCCGCCCCUCAAUAA